Molecule: messenger RNA, 411 nt
Organism: Eufriesea mexicana
Lineage: Eukaryota; Metazoa; Arthropoda; Insecta; Hymenoptera; Apidae
Product: cytochrome c oxidase subunit 2-like
Exons: 3
Cellular component (GO): membrane
Molecular function (GO): copper ion binding; cytochrome-c oxidase activity
Source: RefSeq, a predicted model, not a curated record
AUGCUUACCCUAUAUAAUGCUAAGUUGUACUAUACCGACCUAUUUAGCGAUCAACAGAACUCUGCUACAAUCUGCGACCCCCUGAUGUGCACUACUAUGGCGGCGUUGCUACUUGAUGCGGUACAGACAAUGAAAUCCUUCUUUUCAAUUAAAUCGAUUGGACAUCCAUGAUACUGAUCACAUGAAUAUCCAGAAUUUAAUACUAUUGAAUUUGAUACUUCCAUAAUGACAUAUUCUUUAAUUGAUCAAUUUCGUUUACUUGAUACUGAUAAUAAUGGAAUAAAUCAAUUUAAUAUAUCUUGUCUAUGUCCAGUUUUAUGUUAUGGUCAAUCAUCAGAAAUCUGUGGAAUAAAUCAUAAUUUUUUACCAAUUCCAUUAGACAGAACAUCGACAAUAUUUGUUGUAGUAUGA